Messenger RNA from Ectocarpus sp. CCAP 1310/34, 696 nucleotides. The record is from the annotation of a GenBank genome assembly. NCBI's taxonomy places the organism in Eukaryota, Phaeophyceae, Ectocarpales, Ectocarpaceae.
AUGAAGUUUGGGGGGAAGGGGAUGAUCCAGCUGAUGGUACUGCUAUACAAUUGGGUGUGGAAAAACGAGUAUACGCCAAGUAGAUGGAGGGAAGGAGUGGUUGUGAACUUGUUUAAGAAAGGAGACAAGACUUACCCAGGAAACUACAGGGGGAUCACACUGUUGAACACAGUGGGAAAACUGUUCUUGGCGAAGAAGUUUACUGAUAAGUGGAGAUUGUCUGCCAACGUUAAGCAGAGUGCCCUCAUGAGGACGUAUGGGCGCGACAUCGACGAAGAUGGAACGCUGGAAACGAAGGGUCUACAGGGGUUCAAGGAGAAGAUAUCUGUCUACAGGGGUUCAGGGAGAAGAUAUCUGUUGCUUGUGCCGAGAGAGAAUAAGGAGGGUCUAGAAGUGUACGGAAUGUUGAAGGAAGGAAUAGGGUUCAAGGACUACCUACAUGGACCAAUGGAUGCAGGAACAAAGCUUAAGGUCAAAUUCAGGACCGGGGACAUAGGCCUUCGAGAACGUCGAGGAAGGCAUAGGACGGUAGACGACGAAGGCAACGAGUUCAGAUGUGAUUGCGGCUUCGAAUGCAUAGACCGUGUUCAUGUAGUCGCGGAAUGUCCGUUGUACAAGAAGGAGAGAGAAGUGUACGUGACUGAGCUGGGAAAAAUAGAUAGGACGUACAGGGAGAUGUUUGAGGCAUGGAAUUGA